Messenger RNA from Prunus avium (sweet cherry), 4136 nucleotides. It is a transcript of the gene DEG7, whose product is annotated as DegP protease 7. NCBI's taxonomy places the organism in Eukaryota, Viridiplantae, Streptophyta, Magnoliopsida, Rosales, Rosaceae. Gene Ontology annotation, molecular function: protein binding; serine-type endopeptidase activity. Gene Ontology annotation, biological process: proteolysis. The record is from RefSeq and is a predicted model, not a curated record.
GUUUAGGCCAAUCUGAGCUAAUCCAAGACAGUCUCAGAAUUUAGUCCAAUCUAUAAUAGUCUGCCGUACCAAACAAGCCCUUAAAGUCCAAUCCUAACCAAUCUAGUCCAGCCCACUAAACAGGCCUAAAUGUUUGUGAAUGACACCCAUAACAUUAUUUACAACAUAAAAAAAAUCCUUCUAAGGUAAAUUUCUUUGUUUGGUCAAUGGUAAAAUUUGAUCGACAGUUGGACUCGGGUCAUCGGGGACACUUGGACUCGGGUCAUAAGGGACACCUGGACUCGGGUGAGUUGCUACUUUUCUUUUCCUCAGAGUCACACACAGUCAGAGUUCACUUUGCCAGAGACUGUUUGUUUUAUAUUCAAAGGAGCUUCUCAGGCAAAAGACAGAGAAAGAAAGUAAACCCUCUCUUCACUUCACUGCCAUUCAUUCAACUCACCGAGUCAGCGAGCGAGUUCGAAUGGGCGAUCCUCUGGAGAGGCUGGGAUCGGAGGCCGAAGGGCUUGAAUCGAGCAUCAAGGACGACCUCUCCAUGGAGAUCGAUCCUCCUUUCAAAGAGAACACGGCCACAGCCGACGACUGGAGAAAGGCGCUCAGCAAGGUCGUCCCCGCCGUCGUCGUUCUGAGGACAACCGCGUGUCGUGCCUUCGACACUGAGGCCGCUGGUGCUAGCUAUGCCACUGGCUUUGUCGUCGAUAAGCGCCGCGGGAUCAUCCUCACCAAUCGCCAUGUUGUCAAGCCUGGACCUGUAGUUGCAGAAGCCAUGUUUGUGAACCGUGAAGAAGUUCCAGUAUACCCUAUAUACAGGGAUCCGGUACAUGAUUUUGGCUUCUUUUGUUAUGAUCCUGGUGCAAUACAGUUUCUUAAUUAUGAAGAGAUUUCUCUGGCCCCUGAGGCUGCUUGUGUUGGUCUAGAAAUCAGGGUUGUCGGUAACGAUAGUGGUGAAAAGGUCUCUAUUUUAGCUGGUACUCUUGCUCGUUUGGAUAGGGAUGCUCCUCAUUACAAAAAGGAUGGUUACAAUGACUUCAAUACAUUCUACAUGCAAGCUGCAUCUGGCACUAAAGGUGGUUCCAGUGGAUCUCCUGUGGUUGAUUGGUUAGGCAGGGCAGUGGCCUUGAAUGCUGGUAGCAAGUCAUCAAGCGCUUCAGCUUUUUUUUUACCCUUAGAACGAGUUGUGAGGGCAUUGAAGUUUCUCCAGAAAGGCAGAGAUUCCUUUGUCAAUAAAUGGGAGGCAGUCUCUAUACCUCGUGGUACGCUUCAGGUGACUUUUGUCCAUAAAGGAUUUGAUGAGACACGCCGACUUGGCCUUCAGAGUGAAACAGAGCAGUUAGUUCGUCAUGCAUCUCCCCUGGGCGAAACUGGGAUGCUUGUUGUUGAGAAUGUGGUACCUGGUGGUCCAGCUUACAAGUGUUUGGAGCCAGGUGAUGUUCUUGUUUGCAUGAAUGGGGAAGUAAUUACCCAAUUCCUGAAAUUGGAGACCUUACUUGAUGACAGUGUUAAUCAAAAGAUUGAAAUGCAAAUUGAAAGGGGUGGCAAACCAUUAACUGUAGAUUUGGUGGUGCAGGAUUUACACUCAAUAACCCCUAAUUACUUCUUAGAAGUAAGUGGUGCAGUGAUACACCCUCUCUCCUACCAACAGGCUAGAAAUUUUCGUUUCCAUUGUGGCCUUGUGUAUGUGUCAGAACCAGGAUAUAUGCUCUUUAGAGCUGGAGUUCCUCGCCAUGCUAUCAUUAAGAAGUUUGCUGGUGAGGAAAUAUCAGGACUUCUGGAUCUAAUUUCAGUUCUAUGCAAGCUAUCUCGGGGUGCUCGAGUGCCAUUAGAGUAUAUAAGCUACAUGGAUCGUCAUCGAAGGAAGUCAGUCCUGGUCACGGUUGAUCGCCAUGAAUGGUAUGCCCCUCCACAGAUAUACACACGUGAUGAUUGUACAGGCCUUUGGACUGCCAAGCCUGCUUUUCAGCCUGAUGCUAUUCUGCUAUCAUCUGGUAUCAAUGAUCUCGGAGGUACAGGAAGCCAAGCAGGUCCUCCAAGUAGCGAGGUCAUUUCUGUGGGACACAUACAUCGCGAUAGCCAUGAGGAAUUGACUGAUGGCGUCGCUAGUAUGGAAACCAGUUAUGAGCAUGCUUCUGAAGGAGCACAUUCUCGGGAUGAAUUUGAUGCUGGAACAAAGAAGCGGCGAGUGAAGGAGAAUUUUUCAUCUGAUGGAGGUGUUGUUGCUGACUGUUCUUUCCCCGAAACAAAUGAAGGUAACCUGGAGGAUCCAAAUACCAUGGAGAAUGCUGUUAUGGGAGAUUUUCAAGCUGCAAAUUUAGCAACUGCUAAUGCUUCAUUAGCUGAACGUGCUAUAGAGCCAACUCUAGUUAUGCUUGAGGUUCAUGUACCACCAUCUUGUAUGCUCGAUGGUGUACAUUCACAACAUUUUUUUGGGACUGGUGUAAUUAUCUAUCAUUCUCAAAACAUGGGAUUGGUUGCUGUUGACAAGAACACAGUUGCAAUAUCUGCCUCUGACGUGAUGCUUUCAUUCGCUGCUUUUCCAAUUGAAAUUCCAGGCGAGGUAGUUUUUCUCCACCCUGUUCACAAUUAUGCCCUCAUUUCGUAUGAUCCCUUGGCCCUGGGAGCUAUUGGUACCUCUGUUGUUCGUGCUGCUGAACUACUUCCUGAUCCUGCGUUACGUCGUGGGGAUUCUGUGUAUCUUGUGGGGUUAAGUAGAAGCCUACAAGCAACAUCUAGAAAGUCCACUGUGACCAACCCUUGUGCUGCAUUAAAUAUUGGCUCUGCUGAUUGUCCACGGUACAGAGCAACCAAUAUGGAAGUCAUCGAGCUUGAUACUGAUUUUGGUAGUACAUUUUCUGGUGCGCUAACUGAUGAGCAUGGAAGGGUCCAAGCCAUCUGGGGUAGCUUUUCAACUCAGGUUUAUACUGUUUCCCUCAGCAAAAGAAAAAGAAAAACUAAAAAUAAAUCCAGUAGCUCUGAAGAUCAUCAAUUUGUUAGAGGCAUCCCAAUUUAUGCAAUCAGCCAAGUCCUAGAAAAAAUCAUUUCUGGUGCUCAAGGCCCUCCUCUUCUCAUAAAUCGUGUCAAAAGGCCAAUGCCUCUAGUCAGAAUUUUAGAGGUCGAACUAUAUCCUACAUUGCUUUCAAAAGCCCGAAGUUUUGGUCUGAGUGAUGAUUGGGUCCAAGCUCUUGUCAAGAAAGAUCCAAUUAGACGACAAGUUUUACGUGUCAAAGGAUGUUUAGCUGGAUCUAAAGCUGAAAAUCUCUUAGAGCAGGGAGACAUGGUUUUGGCGAUCAAUAAGGAGCCAGUUACAUGCUUCCGUGAUGUGGAAAAUGUCUGCCAAGCAUUCGACAAAAAUGAAAACAAAGAUGGCAAGCUUGACAUGACCAUUUUUCGGCAGGGACGUGAAAUUGAUCUUCUUGUGGGAACUGAUGUUAGGGAUGGGAGUGGUACUACUCGUGUAGUAAAUUGGUGUGGGUGUAUCGUUCAGGAUCCACAUCCAGCAGUGCGUGCUCUUGGGUUUCUUCCAGAAGAAGGUCAUGGCGUAUAUGUGGCAAGGUGGUGUCAUGGUAGUCCAGUGCAUAGGUAUGGUCUAUAUGCUCUUCAGUGGAUAGUUGAAGUCAAUGGAAAACAGACUCCUGAUUUAGAUGCUUUUGUGAAUGUAACAAAGGAAUUAGAACAUGGACAGUUUGUUCGCGUGAGGACAGUCCACCUAAACGGGAAGCCCAGAGUUCUAACAUUGAAGCAGGACUUGCACUACUGGCCCACUUGGGAGCUGAGAUUUGAUCCUGAUUCUGCUAUGUGGUGCCGAAAGACAAUUAAGGCGCUAGAUUAUACUGGCAUAUAAACAAUGCGUGUUCGUCUCGCGACACAGUUAGUGUUGGAAGCAGGAGGUAGAAAUGCUUACAAAGUUUCAGAAGCCCCUGUUAGUCAGGGUUUCAGCAUCUUGGCUCUUGGGCAUCAUACAUGGAGUUUAUUAUAUUCAGGCAGACAGAUAUCUGCAUUAUCUAUUCAAUCAUUGGUUUUAGGGGUUAUAGACUGCAACGAUACCUAUAGAUGUUAUGUGAAUUUGUUUAAAUGAAGAAAAUAAAGGAAAAAUGGAAAUUUGAUGUCACACAGCAUUUGAUAAGGCAUUGUUUUAGGGCAUC